Folsomia candida is the source of this 1681-nucleotide messenger RNA. RefSeq names its product alpha-L-fucosidase. Gene Ontology annotation, molecular function: alpha-L-fucosidase activity. Bases 18 to 1571 code for a protein of 517 amino acids. The transcript is spliced from 12 exons. NCBI's taxonomy places the organism in Eukaryota, Metazoa, Arthropoda, Collembola, Entomobryomorpha, Isotomidae. Gene Ontology annotation, cellular component: lysosome. Gene Ontology annotation, biological process: fucose metabolic process; glycoside catabolic process. The record is from RefSeq and is a predicted model, not a curated record.
GUCAAGUUGGACAGUCCAUGUGCAGUAGAUUUGACAUUGUGAAACGAAUAACAAGAAAUAAUUCCAUCAAAAUGGAGAAAAAAUUAACCGUGUGUUUCCCAUUAGCAAUAUUUCUUAUUAUAGCACUUGCUCACGGCAAGGGAAACUUCAAGUCGUACAAUAAUGAAGAACGACAACGAUUUUUGCAACAAAAUUAUCAUAAUGAGAUUGACUCCCUAGAUUUACAUGAAAAACCGGUGAUGAACUCCAAACAAAAAGAUAUCACAGUUUCUGAAGCCAACCCUCGUUGGGACCCAACAUGGGAAUCUAUUGAUUCGAGACCAUUGCCUGCGUGGUACGAUCAAAGUAAAAUCGGUAUAUUUAUUCACUGGGGAGUGUACAGCGUUCCUGGGGUUGAAAGCGAGUGGUUUUGGAAGACUUGGACAGACAAGCGACCAGAAUGUGUGGAAUUCAUGGAAGCCAAUUACAAGCCCAACUUCACUUAUCAGGAAUUUGCACCCGAGUUUACUGCAGAAUUUUAUGACCCAUCCGCCUGGGCAGACUUAUUCGCCAGGUCAGGAGCUAAAUACGUGGUUCUAACUUCAAAACACCAUGAAGGUUACACCCUCUGGCCAUCCUUGUAUUCGUUCAGUUGGAAUGCCCAAGACGUAGGACCACAUAGGGAUGUUUUGGGGGAUCUCGCAAACGCAAUAAGAACCAACACAUCCCUAAAAUUCGGACUCUACCAUUCGUUAUAUGAGUGGUACAAUCCCCUUUGGAUGCGAGAUAGAGACAACAACCACUCGACGUCUGAUUUUGUCAACUUCAAGAUAAAGCCAGAAAUGUAUGAAAUUGUUAAUAAGUAUCAACCUGAAAUAUUUUGGUCUGAUGGCGAGUGGGAGGCACCGGACACGUAUUGGGGAUCCCUUGAAUUCAUAGCUUGGCUCUACAAUGACAGUCCCGUCAAAGAUACGGUUGUAACUAACGACAGAUGGGGACAUGAAACCCUUUGCAACCACGGAGGAUAUUACACUUGUACCGAUCGCUACAACCCAGGUACUCUUCAACCUCACAAAUGGGAAAAUUGCAUGACUUUGGACAAAGAAUCGUGGGGCUUCAGACGAAAUGCGAAGAUUGAGGAUUAUCUCACUCCAGAAGAACUAAUGACAACAAUUGUGGAAAGUGUUUCGUGCGGAGGAAAUGUUCUUGUUAACGUUGGACCAACACGGGAGGGCAUGAUCCCAACGAUCCAACAAGAAAGAUUGUUACAAAUGGGGGAGUGGUUGGGGGUUAAUGGAGAAGCAAUUUACAACUCUGUGCCCUGGUUGUACCAAAAUGACACGCUUACUCCAGGGGUGUGGUACACAGCAAGUCCUGAUGGAAGCCGGGUUUACGCAAUGAUGACCAGUUGGCCUGGUCAAAGUGUUCGAUUGGGAGCGGUCGAUAUUACAAUUGCUAGCACGGUGACGCUUCUGGGUACCCAAGGAGUUUUGGUUUGGCAAAAUACUUCUCCUGGAAUCACGGUCACAAUGCCACGGCUUGAUGACAACACGUCAAAGUGGGUGUGGACACUAGUUAUAACCACACCAUAGCAGACACAUAUCUACUUGAAAUUACAUGACGACAUUUACAUAAUACACAAACUGCAUUAAAAAUAUACUUAAAUAUGUUCAAGUUUAAUAAAUAAUUCGAAUUCUGAUCA